AUGGCUCGGCUCAUCCCUGUCUGUGGCGCCGGCUGGGUUGACCGGGAAAGCAAUAAUCGCCCAUACGUGCCCAGUUCUAACCUGGCAGCGCUGUGCUCCGUGGCCAAAAUCGCGCGCGCGUCGGCAAAACGCAGGGCCUCUCUCGCCAACCGCAGCUUCGGCAGCUCGACAGCUCGGGUGCUUCUCGCCUUUCCUGCUCGGGCUUUAUGGGCCGAGCGGCAUGGCGGCGGGUUCAAAGCUGCAACGACGUGA
Ustilaginoidea virens is the source of this 252-nucleotide messenger RNA. RefSeq lists its product as uncharacterized. Lineage: Eukaryota; Fungi; Ascomycota; Sordariomycetes; Hypocreales; Clavicipitaceae. The record is from RefSeq and is a predicted model, not a curated record. The transcript has 2 exons. The coding region runs from base 1 to 252 and encodes 83 amino acids.